GAAUCCCCAAUCCGGCUGAAUUUAUCAAGCGUGAAAAACCAUUUGAAAGGAAGGCCUAGAAGAACAGAGGAAACAAGAAGGUCCUUUCUCUUUUCCCUGCUUGGAAAGCUCAUUAUUCCUCAAGCUCCCCUCUGUCUGAGAAGCACUCCCCCUCCUCUACCUUACUUCACUCUUUUAGUCUCCGCCUAACCUCUCCACAAGCCCACACUGUGAGUGACUAACACUAGUUUUUCUUUCACUAUGGCACCGCCUCCCUUCUCUCACUGGCCCCCUUAUUCCCUCAUCCUCGUCACUGCUCCCUCCUUUCCUUUCUCCUCCCCUCUCCUCUAUCUCUCCUCGUUCUCUUCAUUGCUGGUUGCUCACACCAGCCAGCACACAGCCAAAGAGCUCCUGUGUCCCGCUCACACUGAGCGCGCUUUAAACCACAACUUAACCCUGAAAAAACCCCAAACAACAACAAAAACAGAGACCGUACUCCAAAGGAAGUUAUUGCUCAAGUCUUAAGGCAACGUGGGAGCCUCGAACCAAAGGACAGGUGUGACAGAGAGAGAGCAGAACAAGUAACAAGUGGAUUCGCGGCACCAUUGUUCCCAGCGCGGUUUAGUGGAGUUCACUUUCCUGCAGAAGCUAUGACUCAGAGCAAUGGGGAGAACCCACAGAGGACCCGGAGCGGUCUGCAUCGGAUCCGGGAUGGGAUCCAGUCGCGAUCUCUGCUCGCUAGGAAGAGAGUGGAGAACAUCACAAAGGAUGAUGUGAAGGGAUUCUUCAUGAGAAAUGCCUUUGUGAUAUUAACCGUUGUAGCCGUUAUUAUUGGUAUACUGUUGGGAUUUGCUCUGCGACCUUAUAAAAUGUCUUACCGCGAAGUGAAGUUCUUCUCUUUUCCUGGGGAACUGCUGAUGAGAAUGCUUCAGAUGCUGGUGCUGCCCCUGCUGGUUUCCAGUCUCAUCACAGGUAUGGCCGCUUUGGACAGCCGUGCUUCUGGUAAAAUGGGUUUGAGGGCGGUGGUCUACUACACCACCACCACCGUCAUUGCCGUGUUCAUCGGCAUCAUUAUGGUGCUCAUCAUUCACCCUGGUAAAGGGUCAAAGGAUGAGUUUGCCAAGCAGCCGAAGAUAGAGCAGAUCAGCACUGCUGAUGCCUUCCUGGAUCUGAUCAGAAACAUGUUUCCUCCUAACAUUGUGGAAGCUUGCACCAAACAGUUCAAGACGCAUUAUGCCAAGAGAGUAGUCCAUGUGACGAUGACGGUGAAUGAUACCAUAUUCACUCUGAACGGUAGCCAAGAGAUGACCCGGGAGGAGAUGAUCCCCGUGCCAGGGACAGUUAAUGGAAUCAAUGCUCUGGGCCUGGUGGUGUUCUCCAUGUGUUUCGGUCUGAUCAUCGGCAGCAUGGGGGAGCAGGGACAGCCCCUCAAGGACUUCUUUGACUGUCUCAAUGAAGCCAUCAUGAGGCUGGUUGCUAUAAUCAUGUGGUACGCCCCUAUUGGCAUCUUGUUCCUGAUUGCCGGUAAGAUCGUGGAGAUGGACGACAUUUCAACGAUGGGUGGUCAGCUGGGAAUGUACACAGUGACGGUCAUCUGUGGGCUGCUCAUCCACGCCAUCGUCGUCCUGCCAACGCUCUACUUCGUCAUCACCAGGAAGAGCCCCUUUGUUUUCAUCGCAGGUCUGUUGCAGGCACUCAUCACUGCCCUGGGAACAUCCUCCAGCUCAGCUACUUUGCCCAUCACUUUUAAAUGCCUGGAGGAAAACAACAAAGUGGACAAGCGUGUAACCCGUUUUGUGCUCCCUGUCGGUGCCACAAUAAACAUGGAUGGCACAGCUCUAUAUGAAGCCCUGGCAGCCAUCUUCAUCGCUCAGGUCAAUGAUUAUGACCUUAACUUCGGUCAGAUUCUCACCAUCAGUAUCACUGCCACAGCAGCCAGUAUUGGAGCAGCAGGAAUUCCACAGGCAGGAUUGGUUACUAUGGUGAUAGUGCUAACAUCGGUAGGCCUGCCCACUGAUGACAUCUCACUCAUCAUUGCUGUUGAUUGGUUCCUGGACCGAUUGCGCACCACCACCAAUGUCCUUGGAGACUCAAUUGGUGCAGGUAUAGUGGAGCACCUGUCUCGUCAUGAGCUGCAGAAGAAGGACCCUGAGGUGGGCAACUCCGUGGUGGAGGAGGCCAACAAGAAGCCCUACCAGCUCAUCUGCCAGGAGAAUGAGUAUGAGAAUGAGAGGCCUGCCGACAGCGAGACCAAGAUGUAGAGGGGGGGAUUUUCAUUUGAGGUUACAUGCUGUCUUUUAACUAAUCUCUUCUUGAUUUGCAAACCUUCCUCUCACAUGAUUGGAGCGUUCAAAUUGAUGUACAGCUAGGAUAUAUUUCCGCCAAGUGAGUUCCAAUAAUGUGGGAGGUCUGUUACGGGCUUUCCUGACACACUAUACACUUGAAUUGUUCAUUGCUGCAUUGUUUUUUCCAAGGGUCUGGACUACGAUGCUUCCUAAGAGUACUAUACAUGUCUGCCAUAGGGUGGCAGCUGUUUACUAUUAAACAUGAACUACUCAAGAGCCUGGUGGUCUGUGGCCUGCCUGCCAUAUCCAACUUCUCUCAGAAUGGUGAUGACUAAUCUCACCUUAACACCGCAGCAGAUUGCAGUCCAUACUUGAACAGACUUUUCACAUCUUGAUAGAAACUUUUUUUUUCUCACUGUACAGCUGUUGCUGUUGCUUUUUCUGUUUUUGUUUGGGUAGUGUGAAAUAUAUCUGUGAAAUAUGUAGUACAAAUCUUUCUGGAAACUGAUAUGAAAAGUGUUGGAUAUCAUGCACAUACGCUGGAGUGACCAGGCCAAUGUCUUUGUGGGAAGGGGGCAGUCUGCUUUGAAAAUUCUGUACAGUCAUCGGUGGCUUUGAUUUCUAUAAUCUGGUUUAUAGACGUCAGCUGUAUGAAUGAUGUAAUUUACCUUAAGGCACCCGUACUUCUGUCCCCAAACUGUCCAAACCAGCAACUGCUAUUGUCUUGGCAAAUAACCAGCCCUGUUUUUUUUUUUGUGACACAUAUUUCUCAAACCAAUCACUACAAUCAUUAAGACUGAUGAACCAAAAUCUCUUAGCCAUGUGGUUCAUUUGCUAAGAUGAGAAUUUGAACUGUCAUCAAAUCAGAACUUUAAGCCAUUACAUUUCAACCAAAAAAAAACAAACAAGCAAACACCAAAAUA
Messenger RNA from Scophthalmus maximus (turbot), 3187 nucleotides. It is a transcript of the gene slc1a3a, whose product is annotated as solute carrier family 1 member 3a. The record is from RefSeq and is a predicted model, not a curated record. Gene Ontology annotation, cellular component: plasma membrane. Gene Ontology annotation, molecular function: L-glutamate transmembrane transporter activity; glutamate:sodium symporter activity; neutral L-amino acid transmembrane transporter activity. The transcript is spliced from 10 exons. NCBI's taxonomy places the organism in Eukaryota, Metazoa, Chordata, Actinopteri, Pleuronectiformes, Scophthalmidae. Bases 630 to 2240 code for a protein of 536 amino acids. Gene Ontology annotation, biological process: L-aspartate import across plasma membrane; L-glutamate import across plasma membrane; D-aspartate import across plasma membrane.